CGAGCGGCCCGAGGGUCCCGGUGCCGGGGGGAAGGAGGAGGAGGAGAAGGAGGAAGAGCGGGCGGACAUUUCGUGGCGGCUCCGCCCGGCGGGGCGGGACGGACCGGGGCGGCCAUGGCGGAGCGGGGCCGAGGGCAGAGUCCGAGCACCAUGGAGGACCUGCUGGACGUGGAGAACAAGCGGAUGGCCGACAGCCUGGCCAGCAAGGUCACCAGGCUGAAGUCGCUGGCUCUGGAUAUUGACAAGGAUGCUGAGGAACAGAACCGCUACCUGGAUGGCAUGGACUCGGAUUUCCUGAGUGUGACAGGGCUGCUGACGGGCAGCGUGAAGCGCUUCUCCGGCAUGGCGCGCUCCGGCCGCGACAACCGCCGGCUGCUCCUGGCCGUGUCCGUGGCGCUCAUCCUCAUCUUCUUCAUCCUCUACUACCUGGUGUCCCGGGCGGGGACCUGAGCCCAGCCUGGGGCAUGUGACAGGCCAGACCCCACCGUCCACAGACCUGCCCACACAUUUUCCAGAGGAGCCUUCUGCCACACCUCCACCUUCCCAGUGAUUUUCCUCCCUCCAGCUCCUCGUCGUCGCUCCGGCUGGGCCCAGACAGCUCUUCCAAAACAAGUUUGGCUCCAAAGGGAUCUUCUUGUCUAAUGGGAUUUUGGGGUCAUGGCUCUGGCCGUGACCUCCUGCCUUGUCCACAUCCUGUGGGCUGUUUCUAAGGGCCACUUCCACAUCGCCUCCCUCAAUGAAAACCAGGAACUAACAAAUCCAGGGACUUGUGGGUACUCCACAGCCCAGCUGAGCUCUGCGAGCUGUAGGAUUUAGGAUGCUGACUUAACGGGAUUUGGGGGUUCCAAUGUGUGACUGACAUUCCAUGUGGCCACUCUCCAUUUCCCUGGGCUGAAAGGAAACCUGUGCUGUGCUGCCUUCGGGUGGAAUUAGCAAUGGAUCUGGGCCUGGAUACUCUCAGAUUGUGGCAGGGAAGAGGCGCAGGGGAGCAGGACUUUCAUUAAAUCCUGGCUUGGUUGUCUUCAUCAUGCUGGACCCUGUGGGAAGGGAGUGCCACAGUCCAUAACCACAUGGAUUUGCACUUGGGUGGAACCUUCCAGAACCUUCCCACACAUGUGCAAAUUGAGUGACUAAAUCAGGGUAAAGAAAUCCAGUGGCAGAAUUGUUAAUUGUGGUUACUGUGCCGCCCUGGUUUUAGAGCCCUUUGUGGAGACGUAGUGCCAACAAUAAAGCAGAGGUUGAGGUGAGGUGGAA
Haemorhous mexicanus (house finch) is the source of this 1254-nucleotide messenger RNA. RefSeq names its product Bet1 golgi vesicular membrane trafficking protein like (gene BET1L). Gene Ontology annotation, cellular component: SNARE complex; Golgi trans cisterna. The coding region runs from base 115 to 450 and encodes 111 amino acids. The record is from RefSeq and is a predicted model, not a curated record. Gene Ontology annotation, molecular function: SNAP receptor activity. Gene Ontology annotation, biological process: regulation of retrograde vesicle-mediated transport, Golgi to ER; retrograde transport, endosome to Golgi. NCBI's taxonomy places the organism in Eukaryota, Metazoa, Chordata, Aves, Passeriformes, Fringillidae. The transcript is spliced from 4 exons.